Molecule: messenger RNA, 7354 nt
Organism: Gopherus evgoodei (Goodes thornscrub tortoise)
Lineage: Eukaryota; Metazoa; Chordata; Testudines; Testudinidae
Gene: STMN3
Product: stathmin 3
Exons: 6
Coding region: 205-747 (180 amino acids)
Biological process (GO): neuron projection development; regulation of microtubule polymerization or depolymerization; microtubule depolymerization
Cellular component (GO): cytoplasm; neuron projection
Molecular function (GO): tubulin binding
Source: RefSeq, a predicted model, not a curated record
AGACCCUCCCUUCCCACCAACCUUAAGGCAUUAGGACAAACAGGGAUUGGAGGUAGAAUUUAGCUGAAGGGGAAAAUCUCUGGCUUUUCAAUUUCCUUUGAGAGCAUUGCAGCACUUCAGCAGAAAGCCAGCCAGGCGUUCUUUCUCUCCUCCCGAUUGCUGCAUCUCCUCUACAGCAUCCACUCUGCUACCCACCUCACCACCAUGGCCAGUACUGUGUCAGCCUACAAGGAGAAAAUGAAGGAGCUGUCCUUGCUCUCACUGAUCUGCUCCUGUUUCCACACUCAGCCGCACCCCAAUACCAUCUACCAGUAUGGAGACAUGGAGGUGAAACAGCUGGACAAAAGGGCAUCUGGCCAGAGCUUUGAAGUGAUCCUGAAGUCCCCUUCGGACUUGUCCCCUGAGAGUCCAGUCCUCUCUUCUCCUCCUAAGAAGAAGGACCUGUCCCUGGAGGAGCUGCAGAAGAGGCUGGAGGCUGCAGAGGAGAGGAGGAAGACCCAAGAGGCUCAAGUGCUGAAGCAGCUGGCGGAGAAGCGGGAGCACGAACGGGAGGUGCUGCACAAGGCCCUGGAGGAGAACAAUAACUUCAGCCGGCUGGCUGAGGAGAAGCUCAACUACAAGAUGGAGCUGAGCAAGGAGAUCCGCGAAGCUCACCUAGCUGCCUUGAGGGAGCGACUGCGUGAGAAGGAACUGCAUGCAGCUGAGGUUCGCAGGAACAAGGAACAGCGAGAGGAGAUCUCUGGAUAAAGGGCUUUUCUACACAUCUAGCACCUGGUUCCUGAUAACUAACCAACCAACCAACUAACCCAACACAUUUUAUUUUGUUUGUCUAGAUGCAACAUUUGGUUCCCCAUUUCCCCCAACCCUCUGGUGUUUGUUCCCCAGCUACACGCGUCUCUCUCUCUCUCUCCAUCCUUAACUGUUCAGUACUUGGGGUGGAUCACAGGCCAUGGGUUACCUCUAAGCAUACUAGCAGCUAGUUCAUAUGAAGUAUAGAAUCAGUCAAUACCAAUCAAACAGCUUCUCUUUGGGAUUUUGUUCUUUUUAAAAAAUCUUUCUGAAACAGAUUAAAGAAUUCAGAUACUAAUAAAUUCAGCCAGCAGUGCCAUGGAGAUUUGGAUUCCCUAUCCGGAGCUUAUACUACUCCUGGCAUUUGCUCUGAGCCAGAUAUCAGUGUCAAGACAAUGGGCAGUAAAUAGUGAGGAUUUCUUCCUUGGGGGGGAGUGGUUAAUGGAUCCAUUGUUUCCCAGCAGAUGGAGAAGGGGACCAGAUGGCUCAAGGAAUUGGUUAUGUCAUGCAGAGCCUUUCACCUUGGGUCAUUGGUUUGAAGUCAGCCCAGGUAGGUAGUGACUUAGUCAUUACUUGCUGACGGUGCUUUGGUAGCCCAUGUGAAAUUAGCUGGGGGUCUCAGAGCCUAGUGGACCAGUGCCCAUAUCGCAAAAAAUACCAUCACCACAGGCAUUAGUGGAUAUCUUAGUUGGCCACAGGUUGAAUAAGCCUGUAGGCUGAACUACCCCCUCAGUUGUAGAGGCAGGACUGGGGCACACUGGCUCAGCAGUGUUGGGGAAGCCUGCACUGUUACUGCCUGUGUUGAACCUGAUUCUAUAGAUGAUCGGGGUGGCUCAGUUUCCAAGGCUGUCAAUCUGACACUUUUCACAACCAAUAACAUUUCACUUCAAUAAGUAAAUAAAUAAACUAGAAAGGGUAUGUGAUUGCCAAUCAGCCCACAGGCCUUUAGAGAAACUCUAAUUUGGGAGAAUUAUUGUUCCCUCUUCCCAAAGAUGGACGUGACUCUUCAAUACCAUUACAGGAGAGACAUUUGGACCAAAGAUCACAGAAUGAACCAGAGAGCUCUGGCUCUUCGGCCUCACAUCGUAGCAAAGGACACACUGAUCUCUGCAAUGGUAUUUCCAGAAGAGCAGCUUUGGAAAAGGCGGGGGGGGGUGUGAUCAGGGAGAGGGCAGAAGGGGUUAGGAGACAUUUGUGUGCCUGUUUCUGGUGUAGUCAUGGCAGUAGAAAUGUAAGGUCAUUGUUUACAGAGAUGGCUGCUGUAAAAGCAGAUGAUGAGCCAAACUGUAAGGGGUCUGCCAUUCCAUCACUAAGGUCAGUAGAGUUGCAAACACUUAAUGCCAGAUCUGAAUUUGACUUGAUAAAUCAACUGGCUGAAGUUUUUAUGUCUGGCUGAAAUGCAAGAGGGCAUCAACUUAAACUCAGUGAAGACUUGCUAUAGGGUGUUUGUGCAGGUUCAGCUUGCCCAAGAGCAUUCCCUUGUGGGAGGGUUUUGUGGAGGAGAACUUGGCAGCUCUUUUUCCUUUUGGAACACAGAGCAGCAAAGAAUCCUUCCUUCCACCUUCCAACUUUUGCAGUGUACUGGUACCUUUCUUCCAGACCAGUGCAGUGUUUCCAGGGAAAGGCAGCAGAAGCAGGAAUAUAGGCACAGAUACAGGAAGGAAUCGUGGACUCAAAUUCAUCUUCACUGUAUCACAAACUUCCCCUCUCCCAAUGGCCAUAAUGGAUUCUGUUUCAGAACCCAGGAUGAACUAACAAACAGGCCAUCAAGGGGAACAGGAGGUUACUUACUAGUACCUGGUGUCCUUUGCAGACAUUGCCUCAAAAAGCCAUUCUAUAGGUGAGGCACACUCCUCCGGUGCACCUCUGCGGAGGCAAUGUCACCAAGGAGAAUAACUCGUGCAAACAACUGUAUGCUCUGGGGCACAGUGGGUGCAAGACAUGUAUAUACUGCUUCCUUUUACUGUACAUAGAGUGAUUCCUGGAAGGCGCUGAGGGGUGCCACAGACCAGAGUUGGGAUAAGCAGGGCUGGAAUGUCAUCUAGCACAAAGGUGGUGUCAAGAUGCCAAAGCAGACAGGAAUUUCAUAUUUGGCAUAAAGUUCCCCUUGCACACACACCCCAAACAAAUAUUUGCUGACUCAGUUCUGAAGCUGCAGGUUUUCCCUCUACAAUGAGCUGGCAGAGUGUAAGGAAUCUGCCAUGCCCCAAACCAGAUAGGUGGCAAUUGGUCACAAAAACCCAAUAGUGUGGUAAAGAAGUGGCAGCUGCUGCUGGAACUAAGGCUACUAGCCUCUCCCUAACCUACCCGAGAAUAAAUUCUCCUUUUAACUAGAGAAGAUCCCUCUAUGGCCACAUGUUUAUGGAUAUUAGGGAAAAGCUCUGCUCAAAAAGGGAAGGGCUAGCUUAGCCACAAACCCCUCUGCCAGGGUCAGAGAAAGGCCAGGACUGUUAUUUGGCCCCAGUAGUAUCCAGGGACAGGAAGCAUGUUAGGGACAGGGUGGGGAAAAGGAAAGGAAACUGAGGGUUGAAUUUCUUAACAGUAGCUAAUGAUCAGUUUAUAAGUAGCAGUUGUCUUAGAUAAGCAUCUGUGUACACUGCAGAAUCAUCGCCAGAAUCAUCUCAUCCAUAUAGUGACAAUAAAUUUUAAAAAGUUAAUAAAUAAAAUGUUUGUGUGUAAGAAAUGGUUGAAACUGUCAAAUGUCCGUGUCUCACACCGGUGAGAGCUGAGAAGGUGUCUGCAAGAUAUUAUCCCUGUCCUACUCUCUGUAGUGCUGAGUGUUUGCUUGGUGUGUAAUUCUGACCUGAAGCUUGGUGUAAAUACUGUUUUUAGUACUAUGAUAAUGAUUAAUAUUAUCAGAAAUGUUGUACUCAUGAGCACGAGAUUAAAACAAACAAGAAACAACCAUUUCCACUUGGAUUACCCACUGGGCUCAAAAGAAUUUGGAGGCAAGGCCAGGUGAGGACAGGAUGCCUGGGGCCAUGGGAUCCAGGCCCAGAGAGAGCAGUACAUCCGAGAGGCAAGUAGCUGCACAGUACAUAGCUGUUUGCUGCCUGCAGAGAUGGCUGGGCUGCUUCAAGUGGAAGGUAAAUCAGGGACUCAGGAGUAGGAGGCAGACCAAGAGUCCUUCAGCCAGGGUGGGUGGGAACUGGGAGAAUCCAUUCCAGGAGUGGGGCCGAAGGAGGGUCAGGAGAAAAAAAUCUAGUAAGGGGGGCGACGUUUCAAACACAGCCCUCAAAUGUAAUGGAGCCAGAUCCAAUUUAGUGUUAAUUCAACCUUGCCUCUGGGAAGGUAGUCCAGUCUAUUUCCUGUAAGCAUGGAACAAGACUGAGGGAAUGGAUGGUUAUAUGUAUGAUGCAGAAGAAAGUGGGUAGCUGCAGACUGUGCUUUGUUGGGGGCAUUCCUUCCCUUAUCCUGUACAGUCACCGGGUCUAAAUUUUUGCCUCUGCUUGUAUCUUCCAUCUCAGACUUUCAGGGUGAAGCUCCCAGUUUAAGAUCGCCUCCAUGCAGUUACAGGCCAAUUUUGAUCUCAGGUAAAGACUUAUUCUUGUAAUAACUUGCCUGACAAACACUCAAAUUGGUGAUACACACAAAACCUGGCUAGAGAGGAGCCUAGGAUAUAGUGCUUGUGCAGACAGGAGAGCUGGGAACCUCAUUUUCUUCAUCUUAACACUUUCAGUGCUGUGAGGUACUGUGGACAUGUCAGGAAAAUGCAUUAGUGCAGGAUAAACUGAUGCAUCAGGCAGAGAAACGGAAGUGUCAGGUAGAGGUUUGCAUCAGUAAUGUCAGGGAAAGGUUUGUUACAUCUGAUGGGAUAUGUCAUGUCAGGGAAAAACGCUUGUCUGGUGUGCCCAGGUGAAUCAGGUAUAAUAGGAGCUGUCUGCCCCAUGCAACUGAAUGUGUCAGGGAAAUGAGUUUGUCCAGUGUCAUUGGCUGUAUCAGGGAAACGUGUGUGAUUUCUGCGGCUGUAUGCCUCUGGAAUGGAAUUUCUGUUGCGUGGAGGGCCAUUCCACUAACAUUGCAGAUGAAACGUUUGCAUGAUCCCGACUGCAGCAGAGAGGUUAAUGACAGGUGCAAGACACAUGCCUGAACUCUGUGCCUGACAGCAUCAUACAUUGCUUUGAUCUUCAGUUCACAAAUCCGUAUUAGUUCACAAUUAUUUCAUUCCUGUUGAGUUCUCAGAAUUGCUAACACUUAGUUUGUGCCUGAAUAGGGAUUUCUUACUCCCUUUUAUUUCCAUCACACUUCAUUUUUCUUGUGGCUCUUCAGCCAUUCCCUCAUGUUGCCAUCUUCAGGGGUAUUCCAUGGCAUGCAAUUUACAAAUUCCUGGGGCACCAUGUCUUAUGACUGGGCUCCAGCUCCUUCCGUGGCCUUCUAGGGUAUAUCUACUUGGCAAUACAAUACCCGAGGCUGUCCUAUAUCAGCUGACUUGGGCUCAUGGGGCUCAGGCUGUCAGGCUAUAAAAUCGCAGCGUAGCCAUUCAGCCUUGGGCUGUAGCCCAGGUUCUGGGACCUUCCCUCCCCGCAGGGUCCCAGAACCCACAUUUCAGUUCAAGCCUGAAUGUUUGCACUAGUUUUAUAGCCCCAGAGCCUGAGCCCAGGAGGCAAAGUCAGCUGACACAGGCCAACUGCAUGUGUCUUAUUGCAGUGCAGCCAUACCCUUAGACACUCAUUGAGGGGAAUUUCUAACUAGACUUGCUGUUAGUGGCCACUUGUAAGAACAUAUCUACUUGUGUAACAGCAGAUCUACUUUGGGCCCCAGUCUCUUUAGGUGUAACUUCAAUGAAGUCAAUAUUUACACCAGCAGAGAACUUAGCCUAGUGUAUAUUCCAGGUGUAACCCAAAGAACCGUGGUGGCAAAAGACCACCAGUGUGUAUACACAUUUCAAAUUCCUAGCUCCCUCCCUGUUCCCUUGGGCAAAUUAUUUCCCAGGUGUCACAAGCAUUUUGGUGAUUAGCAAUUCUGGGGUAAGAACUAGAACAGUCUGGCUCAUGUUCCAAAUAUUAGACCUUCCAUUUGCUUUAUGUAGAGUAAGUGUUCAGAUUUGGCUUUAAAGGGUUUCUCUCAAGGCUGUAUGGCCCAUAAACUGACAAUGAAGUGCUCCUCGUUCAUGUCUAUUUUGGAAGUUCUCACUCCAUGCUGUUGUUGUGUUGUCAAACAAACCUUGCAGUCAGAGUGUGGGAGUUCCCCAAAUGCUACCCUUUUAGUGCCACUGGCGAUUCAGACAAUUGCAUGCAUGUUACAAUAGGGAUCAGAGCUGUGACACUGCUCCUGUAAAAUGUAAAUUUCAGGUUUUUCUCUUGCAAGGACCAGUAUGACUUUUUACCCCAUUUGUUUAACUUUGUCGUCUCACGUAAUUUGUUUAAUUCCAUUAAGCAGCAUUACUGUCUUUGCACACUUGCGGUGGUGACGCGUGUAUUCACAUAUGGUGAGCACGCACAGACAUGCGUGUGUGUUAUGCAUACACCCACAUAUCACAUCAAACUUGAAACAAGAGUCAGGGAAUGGCUGUUUAUGGUGCUAUAGAGACUUAUUGCCAACCAUGCUAGGGAUGACAUGACAUAUUAGGACCAAUAAACUCUAUCUCUGUACAGGUGUCUAAGUAAUGUAGAUAAGGGGCACGGACCAACAUUUAGGUUUCUAUAAUCCAGAGCCUACUGGGCGAUGAGGGGAUAACUGACUUCAUUGGAAGCUGGAGGGAUGAGUUAUCUGAACACAGGAAUUGCUGCCAGGAAUGCCUGACUUCUUAUCCUGGCUGUCUUGGGCAAGUCAUUUGGGGUAAGUCUACACUGCAAAAAAACAAAAAAAAAACCACGGCAGCAGCAGUCUCAAAGCUCAGAUCGACUGACUUGUGCUGGCGCUACAGGGCUAAAAAUAAAGUAGACAUUCCUGCUCAGUCUAACACCCACCCCCCUUGCUGGGUUUCAGAGCCUGAGCCCCUGCCCAAGCAGGCAUGUGUGCAGUGCUACUUUUCACCCCAUCACUCGAGCCCCAUAAGCCCACAUCAUUUGAGCCUGGGCUUCAAGGCUUGCUGCCGCAGAUUUUCUUGCAGUGUAGAGGUACCCUCCACCUCUGUGUGUCUCUCAGUUCCCUCAUCUGUGACAUGGGGAUAAUACUACUUCCCUACCUCACCAGGGUGUUGAGAGGAUUAACAAGUUAAUGUCUGCAUACACUUUGAAGAUGGAAAGCACUCUGCAAGUGCUGAGUAUUAUUACUAUUACAUCAUCAGCCACUUCCCUGCAAAGACAAAAAUUAAACAACGGUCCCAUUCAGUUCCCCCAGGCUGCCCUCUUGUUCUCUCUGGAGCCAGUUUGGGUUUGAAUGUCAGUGGCCUUGUGCAGGAUUCACUCCUCAUGACCCAGUGUGUGCUAUCUUUGUUCUUCCCAAAUAGACAGCUCAAUAAGAUACUGUAAAUGGUGUUAUGAACAGACUUUCCAUCACUGUAACGGAGCCGUGUCUGGUUCCUUUAGGUCUACCACGUGCAUUUAAUUGUCAACUUGAGGUUGUUGUUGUGCAAAAGAAGUGAUUAUGAAAAACUAAAAGAAAUAAACUUGGUAUGAAACCA